CGAACACGAGGCCUGGGAGGGCGGGGGAGGCAGCCAUGGCGGUGGGGGUCGGUGGGGUGAGGAGGAGAAGGAGGAGGGGGCUCAGCUGGAAAACCUUCCCAAUUUUUCUGUGGCUCGUGUCCGUGUGCGGGGGGGAGAAGACAUUGAUUGUGGAGACGUGGCUGAAGAACUUCGGCUACCUCCUGCCUCAGCAUGUCAGCACGUCUGACCUCCGCCAGCAGGAGGUCAUGAAGUCUGCCGUGGCCGCCAUGCAGCGCUUUUACGGCAUUCCCGUCACCGGAGUCCUGGAUGACGCCACACUCCAGUGGAUGAGAAGGCCUCGCUGCGGCCUUCCUGACCAACCUCAUCGCAGCCGACGCCAACGCAACAAACGUUACGCCUUGACUGGACAGAAGUGGCGUGACAAAAAGAUCACGUACAGCAUCUCCAACUUCACCCCCAAAGUGGGCGAGAAGGACACGCAGAGGGCCAUCAGACACGCGUUCAAUGUGUGGCAGGCCGUCACGCCGCUCUCCUUCCAGGAGGUGCCCUAUGCUGAGGUCAAGAACGAGGGCAAGGAGGCGGACAUCAUGAUCUUCUUCGCCUCUGGUUUCCAUGGCGACAGCUCUCCGUUUGAUGGCGAGGGAGGCUUUCUGGCCCACGCGUACUUCCCCGGCGCCGGCAUCGGAGGCGACACACACUUUGACUCAGACGAGCCGUGGACGCUGGGUGGAGCCAACCGUGACGGGAAUGAUCUUUUCCUGGUGGCGGUCCAUGAGUUGGGCCAUGCUCUGGGUUUGGAGCAUUCCAACGACCCCAGCGCCAUCAUGGCGCCAUUCUACCAGUACAUGGACACUCACAGAUUCAAACUGCCGCUGGAUGACCUGCAGGGCAUCCAAAAGAUCUACGGCAUCCCCACCGCCAUAAUGGAGCCCACCCGCCCACUACCCACCUUGCCUUCCCAUCGCACCCACUCCACCUCCACGCGACGAGGUCACGAUCGACAUUCCCGCCCGCCGCGCCCCCCCAGCGAGCGCCCGGCGUUACCUGGAAACGGCAAACCAAACAUCUGUGAGGGCCAGUUCGACACGCUGGCCUUCUUCAGGCGGGAAAUGUUUGUCUUCAAGGAUCGCUGGUUCUGGCGUUUGAGGAACAACAAGGUUCUGGAAGGUUAUCCGAUGCUGAUCGAUCAUUUUUGGAAGGGUUUGCCACCUCACAUCGACGCCGCCUACGAGAGAGCUGAUGGCAAAUUUGUCUUCUUCAAAGGUGACAAGUACUGGCUGUUCCGGGAGGUGACGCCCGAGCCGGGCUUCCCCCGCAGUCUGGCCCAGCUCAACGUGCGCCUCCCCCAAGGUGGCGUGGAUGCUGCGCUGCGUUGGGAUCCGGUGGGAAAGACGUACUUGUUCAAGGGGGACCGGUACUGGCGCUACAACGAGGAGAGGGGGGCGGCCGACCCAGGCUACCCCAAACCCAUCAGUGUGUGGAAAGGCGUGCCACCCGCCCCUCAGGGAGCCUUCGUCAGCAGGGAGGGAUACUACACCUACUUCUACAAGGGGCGGGACUACUGGAAGUUUGACAACCAAAAGUUGUCAGUGGAACCCGGGUACCCAAAAUCCAUCUUGAAGGACUGGAUGGGAUGCGAACAGUCCGACGUGGAGCAUCCAGGCGGGAAGAGUAACCGUGGCGACCGCCAGCGCCCCCUGGAUGACUUGGACAUCAUGGUAGCCAUCAACGACAUCCCGGCCACGGUCAACGCCAUCGCCGUGGUGAUCCCAUGCGUGCUGUCGCUGUGUGUCCUGGUCCUGGUCUACACCGUGUUCCAGUUUAAGAACAAAAGCGUGCAGCCGGCCGCUAUACCGCCACACUACUACAAGUACGCCGUGCAAGAGUGGGUGUGACUCGGGGCAACAAAGGCCAUAAAUACUAACAAAGAUGGCUGACAGCCACAAAUGGAACGUUGGCCGUUCCGUGAUGAAGACAGGCUACAGUUUAGCUGCGAAUGUUGCCGGAACCAAGUCAUUACCAGAUUUUAUUUUCAUUUAUUUAAUUUUUUCCUCACCAGACACGUUCACCUGCUCGCUAGUUCGCAUGUUAGCACAUAUUUACAUCACUAGCGUAGCACGAUGUUACGAGCUAGCCGUUUUUCUUUUGCGUGGUUUUAGAAAGAAAAAGGGUUUUGUAAAUAAGCAGUAAAAUGGAUCGUGGCAUAGAAAUUAUGAUUGUGCGCAAGUAAUUGUUUGUGCAAAUGUUGACAAAAGAGGCGGGUUUCUUUUGGCAGCCAGUUGGGCGGGGCUUGUCACGUCACGUCAUUCCAUCGCGCCACAUUCAUUCUCACACACACAUCCUGCCCAGCAUGGGUGUGUGCUGAGGUUCUGGUGGAUAUGAUGGACAGUGAGUUGCCUUUAAAGGGAGAUGCGGAUCUGCGUCCCGGGGGCGUGGCUUGAGGCAUCUGCGUCUCCCUUUAGCGAGCACAUUGUUGCCUUUGUUGGUUUGUAAAAACAUAUCACAAAUAGCUUUAACAGUCGGCUUCUUGUGUAAAUAAAAGCUUUUUCACAUGGAUCAGAGCAUAUAGAGUUUUGUAUUUGGGUUUAUUCAUCACUUUUGACUUUCAAGCACAAAGCUUUCUUUUUUUCUCGUUACCACGGCAACACACUUGUCUUUUCUAUUUGUUGAAAAUGUCUUUGCAAUAAAAUUGAACUUUGGAGCACGUUUCAUGGAUCAUUAAAUAACACUUCACCAUAUCAUUAUCAUCACGUGACAACCACGGUGACCUCAGAUGACCUCUAAAAGUUCCACAGCAGAACCAAAUGCGUACCCAACACCACUUGGACAAACUCCGUCCGCACCGGAAGCCACUACCAAGACGCCAUUUUAGACGACAAAACCCAUC
This is a messenger RNA of Doryrhamphus excisus (bluestripe pipefish), 2869 nucleotides long. RefSeq names its product matrix metallopeptidase 24 (gene mmp24). Gene Ontology annotation, molecular function: metalloendopeptidase activity; zinc ion binding. The record is from RefSeq and is a predicted model, not a curated record. Gene Ontology annotation, biological process: proteolysis; collagen catabolic process; extracellular matrix organization. Lineage: Eukaryota; Metazoa; Chordata; Actinopteri; Syngnathiformes; Syngnathidae. Gene Ontology annotation, cellular component: extracellular matrix; plasma membrane.